UAAAUGAGCCAGACUGUGGUUUAAGAUACGUUUGUUUUCUUGUGGGUACAGUGAUUUGAAUAGUUACUGCUGCUGAUGUUGCACCGUCUUUCUUACCAACAUUAUCCCUUUCCCUGGUUUAAUUAGUGUGAGGUUUAUAUGGAAGUAGAGAGGAUAUGAUGGAUCAUACUUCUCAGGUGCGGGAUGAUACUGAAAUAUCCUCUACUGCUGUUAGAUUGGCACAGAUGGCUGGGAUGCCUCUACCCACACUUCAGGCUCCACCCCCACCCCCAGGUCUCGGAAGAGGUUUUCCAAUAGGCUUGCCUCCUCGCAUCACUACUGACCCUGAAGGGGCAAAGCAAUCACAAGGGCCAAAGGCGACCCUUAUCGAUCAGGAAGUCUCCAACACACGGUCCCCACUUCUUCCUAGAGGUACCAUCCCCAUAACAACUUCAAUCCCGCCAUUGAUGUCCUCCACAAACCGCCCUCGAGUCCAGUCACAACCUUCUGGAGAGGAUUCCAAGGAUGCAGAGGAUAGUUCAGCAGGACCAAAAAUCCCUCAAGUCCUUGAAAAGAUUCUUCAGCUUAAGGAGCUCAGGCAAGAAGAGCUUGUAUCUUUGCCAGUGACUACUGAGGAGGAAGAUAUUGAUGGAGACUCCCGUUAUGUUAAUACAGCUUCAGAAGCAGAAGAGGAUAAUAGUGUCCUAAGUAAAAAAGAGAAAAAAAAUCGAAGGAGGAGAAAUAGAAAGAAGCGAACACGUAAAAGAAUGGUUGCCACAGAAGCUGCAGUAGUUGAUGAGCUUAAUGAAGCUGCAGAACCUGAUCUUGCAGGUGGAAAACUGGAGAUAGAGUAUGUGACAGAAGAACCUGAUAUCUAUGAUCCCAACUUUAUAUUCUUCAAGAGAAUCUUCCAGGCCUUUAAGCUGACCGAUGAUGUAAAACGGGAGAAAGAGAAGGAGCCUGAAAAGGUGGAGAAAGUUGAACCAGCAGUUCCAAGAAAACGAUUUGAGGAGGAACUAAUGGACAGUGAUAGCGACAGUGAUGCAGAUGAGAAAAAGAAUGAUGCUCCCAAAAUGUCUAAGAAAAAGUUGAGAAGAAUGAACAGAUUUACAGUGGCCGAACUAAAGCAGUUGGUUUCACGACCAGAUGUGGUAGAAAUGCAUGAUGUCACUGCUCCAGACCCCAAACUACUCGUUCAUCUGAAAGGAACUCGAAAUUCUGUUCCUGUUCCACGUCACUGGUGUUUUAAACGAAAAUAUCUGCAAGGAAAAAGGGGUAUUGAAAAACCUCCUUUCCAACUGCCUGACUUCAUCAAAAGAACAGGCAUACAGGAGAUGAGGGAAGCUCUACAGGAAAAGGAAGAGCAAAAAACCAUGAAAUCUAAAAUGAGGGAAAAGGUGAGACCGAAGAUGGGAAAAAUUGACAUUGACUACCAAAAGUUGCACGAUGCAUUUUUCAAAUGGCAGAGCAAACCCAAGCUUACCAUUCAUGGCGACUUAUAUUAUGAGGGGAAGGAGUUUGAGACCCGCCUGAAGGAGAAAAAACCAGGUGACCUCUCUGAUGAGCUAAGGAUUACUCUGGGAAUGCCCGUGGGUCUGAAUUCCCAUAAAGUGCCCCCUCCCUGGCUUAUUGCAAUGCAGAGAUACGGACCACCCCCCUCCUACCCCAACCUUAAAAUACCAGGACUCAACUCCCCCAUACCAGAGGGAUGUUCCUUUGGAUAUCAUGCUGGAGGUUGGGGGAAACCUCCUGUGGAUGAAAUGGGGAAACCUCUUUAUGGUGAUGUGUUUGGGACCAAUGCAUUAGAUUUCCAGAGCAAGAAUGAAGAAGAAGACAUAGACAGAACCCCAUGGGGAGAGCUGGAACUAUCAGAUGACGAAUCCUCUUCAGAGGAAGAAGAAGAAGAGAGCGAUGAAGAUAAACCUGAUGAAACCGGCUUUGUUACCCCAGCAGACAGUGGUUUAAUUACCCCGGGAGGCUUUUCUUCUGUCCCUGCUGGCAUGGAGACACCUGAACUGAUAGAGUUGAGGAAAAAGAAGAUUGAAGAAGCCAUGGAUGGAACUGAGACACCACAACUCUUUACUGUACUUCAAGAAAAGAGAACUGCUACUGUGGGUGGAGCUAUGAUGGGUUCCACCCACAUCUAUGAUAUGGCCACGGCCAUGUCCCGCAGAGGUACCGCCACUGAGCCACAGGGUGUAGAAAUUGCCCUGGCCCCUGAAGAAUUGGAAUUGGACCCAUCAGCAAUGACUCAGAAAUAUGAGGAGCGUGUAAGGGAAGCUCAGGAGCAGGUACAGAAAGAAGACUUUAGUGACAUGGUGGCAGAACAUGCAGCUAAACAAAAGCAAAAGAAGCGGAAGGGGCAACCACAGGAUUCACGAGCAGGUGGCAAGAAAUACAAGGAGUUCAAGUUCUAGGCCUAAUUCCACACCCAUUUUUUUCCCCUCUUCCUUUUACAUUCUUUUAUUUCUAAUAAAACUGUUAAAUUAA
This is a messenger RNA of Xenopus laevis (African clawed frog), 2469 nucleotides long. RefSeq names its product splicing factor 3b subunit 2 S homeolog (gene sf3b2.S). Bases 156 to 2396 code for a protein of 746 amino acids. Gene Ontology annotation, cellular component: nucleus; U12-type spliceosomal complex. The record is from RefSeq and is a predicted model, not a curated record. NCBI's taxonomy places the organism in Eukaryota, Metazoa, Chordata, Amphibia, Anura, Pipidae. The transcript has 21 exons.